AUUAACAGACAGUGUGUCCACAGGCUGAAAAUGGUGCACCCUUUACGGCAAAAUGUAAUACAUGCUUAACACCUAAGCUUCACCAGUGUUUUAGCAUCGGAAUGAGACUGGAAUACAAUACACAAGACGUGCCACAAAACAGCGCCAAAUGUGCCAAACGAUCGCGAAGUAACACCACUCAAGCGACUGGGUUUGUGCCAAAUCAGGGCACUAAUUACAACGUUGUUCCGGGUCAUAAUCACCCGGGUCCUCAUUCAACAAAUACAGUCGCUACCCAACAAACUAAUCAAGGCUAUACAUACCCGGCUCAGACAUAUACACAACAAUUUAAUGCAUACAAUCAGGGAAUAAAUGCGAGUGCAGUGCACACCUCGACAUCACCACAACUGUCAGCUAACACUUCGACGAUAAUUGCGGCUAAUAAUGGUAAUCAAGGCCUGAAUGGACUGCAAACAAACAAUACGAUAACCACUCCAACAAACAGUUCAUUAGAUAAUAGGAUCGAAGACAUGAUUUUCACAUUUGUUAAUAAGAUUGACCUAGGACAGAUGAGCACUAAUGGGGAUCCACUGUUAGAUGAAAUGAAAAAAAUCCAACAAAACGAGCAUGAAAAUAAGUGCCGUAUUCAGCAUAUUAGGAGAGUGCUGAAUGAUCCAGGUCGAUUGAAACAGUUCCUGGAUAACACGGGCUCUCACGAGUUGGCCAAUGAACUAGUGGAAAUGUUCAAAAUGGACUACCCCUGGCCAUAUCGCCCUGACCUACCAGAAUUACCAGUAGUACGGGCAUCGGAAUUGAGAUCAGGGAAUACCCGAUACUUUUUCAUGGACUCCAGUCCCAGGGGUCGGGCCAUUGUGUUUAUCUGUGCCGAUGGACUGGACAGGGAGGCGGACAGAUGGGAGUCCAUUUUGGGACAGUUAGGCUUCGAGCAGGACGUCUACAGAAAAGCCAAAUGCUCGCAGAUAAGGGAUGUGUUGUUGGGAGUGUCGGGUCAGCCCUUCGACGCCGACGCCCUGUUUGUGAUGUUUAUCGGCGGCCGAUAUGACGAAAAAAUUCACGGAUACGGAGGCAAUGAGAUGUGGAUCACAGAAAUUAAUCCCAAACGACGAGCGCCGCCACAAAACAUUACCAAACGUGCCAAACCUCGCCUCAAUGAUACGACUAACGCGAAUGGGUUUAUACCAAAUAAGGGGUCAACACAACCAUCAUUUACUACUUCAACGACAGUAGUGUCCGAUCAGGGACCAGUUGUGGCUAAUAAUGCCGUCGAAGUGCAACAUCCAUAUACGAGUCCCACUACUGCUGACCUUUCCUAUCCAAAUAUGAGCACAGGUAAAGUAUCGCAAAUUGAUCAGGUGGCUACUGUUGAGAUGACAUCCACUGAACCAAUAAUAGGAACCGUGCCCUUCACUGUUGAUAGUGAUAACGUGAUUAUAGCGAAUGAGUCGCAUCUUCCGGAGGAUUUGGCCAGUUUCAUCAUCGGUGAGGAAACCGGAGACCAAAGCAGUGAGCUGAAGCACCAAGGUAGAAUGAAAGAGUUCCUGGAUAACACGGGAACAAACCCGUUGGCUAAAGGAGAACUAGUGUCACUGGUGGGCAUGUACAAAAUGGAGGACUUCUGGCCAUAUCACAAUGAUUUAACGGAAUUACCAGUUGUACCGGCAGAGAAAUUGAGAUCAGGGGACACCCGAUACUUUAUCAUGGACUCUAAACCGAGGGGACGGGCCAUAGUGUUCAUGUGCAUCAAUGGAGUGGAUAAGGAGGAGGACCGAUGGGAAUCCAUUUUCGGACAGUUAGGCUUCGAUGUCGACGUCUAUACAAAGGCCAAGUGCUCGAAAAUAAAGGAUGUGUUGUUGGGAGUGUCGGGUCAGCCUUUCAAAGCCGACGCCCUGUUUGUGAUGUUUAUUGGCGGCGGUUAUGACGAGAAAAUCCGCGGAUACGGAGGCAAUGAGAUAUCGUUCACAGAUAUUGUGGACAUAUUUUCCGACACUAAUUGUGUGUCUCUGCGAAACAAACCGAAAAUAUUUGUUUUCAACACUUUCUCUAUUGAUACUACAGUUUUAGGUAAUCAACCAGGUGCCGGUCCCUCCACUACAGCCCUUACCUCUCCCACAAUUUUGGGCUCAUCUCCAGAAUGUGUUAACAAGGAAAAUGAUUUAUUAACGGAACUGAUGGCAGACAUUGAGAUGAUAUCUACUGACGAGAUGGUAGACAAAGGGACAAAGAAUUUGAAUCCCAAUCAAGACUUCACUCAACAAUCACCGCAAACAUCAGUUCAUAAUACUAUGGCAGUUGAGUCCUAUCAGAGAGCACUGGUAGCUCAGUCGGCAACCUUUGGAUCCACUCAAACCAUUGCUCACAAUAAUAUAAUUGCGAGACAAACGGACACUUCCAUUGAUGACAUCAUCGAAGAUAUGAUAUUUACAUUUAUUAACAAAAUUAACCUGGGAUUGGUUCCUACUAGUGGCGAUCCCUUAUUAGGCAAAAUGAAACAACUUCAAGAAAACAUGAUUAGGGAGAUUACGCACAAGUUUGAGAGUUUGGAGCCUUUAUGUGACUUCGAAAGGAACUGGCGAUGGAUUGUGGUGUUGGGUCAGUACGACUGCAAUAUCGAGUUAAUUGGUGUCAUUUCAUUGAAAUGCUUCCGAGGGAAAGGGGUGGGUAUGGGGUAUGGGGUCAGUCGUGGACAGACAGUCACAGACAUACNCUUAGAGAUAGAGAGACAGGCAAUGGCGGACAGACCACAGGACGUGCCACUAAACAACCCAAUAGGUCACCAAAAUAACACGACUCACACCAUUGAGACCGUGUCCAGUGAGGUGCCGGUGAUCAGUGCUAACACUGACCACCAACCGGCUCAUGAGGCAGCACCUACUGUGCCAACGGACACGCCUACGUCGCAGCCACCCUUUGUUGCUAGUGAUAGUGGUUUGACUCAACUACCGGAGCAUUCAAUCGCAAACAAUAGCCAUAAUAUGAGCCUUAAUCUAAUGGUAUCACAGACUGGUGGACAGGGGGAUACUAAUAUAGAUUUUGAGAAUCCUAUUCCCGGCCCCUCCACUGCAUUCCAGUAUCCAAAUAGUUUAAUCACUUUGUCUCUGGGAGGAGUGGACACGACAUCCACUCAAUCGGAGGCCGAUCCCUUGACAGUCAUUCCUAGUAAUUCAAGUAUUUUAAGCAGAUCCGUUACCAAGGAUCCCAGCCCACGAGCGCCGCCACAAAACAGCGACAGUCCUGCCAAACGUCGCCGAAAUAACACGACUCGCGCACCAGAGUCCGUGUCCAGUGAGGUGCCAGUGACCAGUGCUCACAUUGACCAUCACCCGGCUCGUGAGGCAGCACCUACUGUGCCAAUGGAAACGCCAACAUCGCAGCCACUCUUUGUUGCUAGUGAUAGUGAUUUGCCUCAACUACCGGAGCAUUCAAUCGCAAACAAUAGCCAUAAUAUGAGCCAUAAUCCAAUGGUGUCACAGACUGGUGGACAGGGAGAUAUGGAUUCAAGAAAUCCCACUGCAUCCCCGUCCCAUUCUGAUAAUUCAAGUUCUUUGUUAUCGGGAAGUAUAGUUAGUAUUGCAUCUGAAGAUUGGAAUUACUUAAUGGACACGAUUACAGAUGAAGUAUUAGAUCUCGAGUCGCUAACUAAUGAAGGAACAGUAGGUCAGGGACUGGAAUAUACGUAUACAAACGAAGCCCUUCCUCAACAACAACCUCAACCAUCAGCUAAUACUUCAACGGCAGUCGAGUCCUAUCAGACAGGACUCGCAUCCCAACCCAAUCCAAACAAUAAUAUACUACGGAAUCAAACGGACAACUCUACCGAUAAUAUUGUCUACGAUAUGAUUCACACGUUAAUUAAUAAAAUUAACCUUGGUUUGAUUGCCACCACUAACGGAGAUGAAUUAUUAGAUAAAAUAAAAGAAAUUCAAAUAUAUGAGAAUAAAUGCCAACAAAUGAUCAAGGCGAUAGCGGACGAGUUAAUGCAAAAGGGUCCAGGUGAGCUCAAACAGUUGUUGGCCAGGGCUGGACUGCUACAGGAAUCCAAGGCUGUGGUCGAGAUGUUCAUAACGAGGGAGCCCUGGAAGUGCACCACUGAUGUCGAGUUAAAAGUGAAAAAAGCACCCGAACUGCGAUCAGGAAAUUCGCGAUACUUUCAAAUGAGUUCCCAUCCGAGGGGUCGGGCCAUCAUAUUUGCGACCACAGAUGGCCUGGACGUCGAGAUAAUGCGAUGGAAAUCUAUUUUCGCACAGUUAGACUUCAAGUGUGAGGUAUAUGUGUACUUCACGUGCUCUGAGAUCAAGGAUAAGCUGUUGGAGAUGUCGUGUCAGCGGUUCGUCGCCGACGCCCUCUUUGUGAUGGUUAUCGGCGGCGGAUUUGAUCAGAAGAUCUACGGUUACGGCAAUCGUGAAGUCGAUAAUGAGAUGUCGUUAACAGAAAUUGUGGACAUAUUCUCAGCUAAUAAUCCUAAGAGUGAUGCGUCUCUUAGGAUGAAACCGAAAAUAUUUGUUUUCAACACUUUCUCUAUGGUUUUUGCGUUCAACUUAAUGGCGAUGAACGAGAUGGAUGGGUGGGACGGGUUGUCCUCAAAUGGCAACCAAAAUAAUUUGGUUCACGAAAGUGGUAAUGAAAAUACAAUGACUGAUACCCAGGACAUGGCUGAUAUAGAAAUGAUUUCGGAACCACCUACUCGCAACAACAGUAAAAACAGUUCGGACCAACAACCACCAACUGAUGAGUCCGUUUAG
Molecule: messenger RNA, 4739 nt
Organism: Oppiella nova
Lineage: Eukaryota; Metazoa; Arthropoda; Arachnida; Sarcoptiformes; Oppiidae
Source: the annotation of a GenBank genome assembly